UAUCCAAAUAUUCUACCUCGAGAUGGAGGAACAAGCUAGACCCAGAAUUAUGGAGCUUCUCAUUCCACACAAAGAGGCUCUUGUGCUGAUAUUAUUGUUGGUGGAAUCAUGGAAUCUAGCAGAUUGUUAUGACCCUUUGGAUCCCAAUGGAAACAUCACAGUUACAUUUGACAUCUUUCAGUGGACACAGGAGGGAUAUAUGGCAAGAGUAACUAUCCAAAACUACUACCAAUACCGGCAUGUUGAGAUUCCUGGCUGGAGUCUAGGAUGGACAUGGGCUGAGCAAGAGGUCAUCGAGUCCAUGGCUGGUGCUCUUGCCACCCAGCAAGGCGACUGCUCCAGAUAUAAAUACCGUACACUUCAUUGCUGCAAGAGAGAUCCAGUCAUCAUCGAUCUCACGCCGGAUGCGGCGCCUGAAAACCGGACAGCUAAUUGUUGCCACAGCGGCAUUCUCUCGGCUUGGGCCAUCGACCAGUCUACUUCCUUCUCAUCUUUUAUCAUGGUUGUAGGAGGCCUCGAUCCAAAGGCAGCACCCCAGAAGCCCCAGAACCUCACAUUCCUAGCACCAGGCUCAGGCUACACUUGUGGUCCAUUUGAGGUGCAUACUCCUACAGUGUUCUCAGUUGUCGAAGGGAGAAGAGAAGAGCAGGCUUUCAAGACAUGGAAAUCGGCAUGCACCUACUCUUCAUUCGUGGCGAACAACGCACCGGCUUGUUGCGUCUCACUGUCGACAUUCUACAACCCCAAAAUCACGCCCUGCUCAGUCUGCAGCUGUGGCUGCCAGGCUUCAGGCAACGAAAGACCAACAUGUGUCGGAGACAGCGAGAUGAAACGAUUGCCAGGAGACGAUAACUCGGUGGGCUGCAGUGAUCACAUGUGUCCAGUCCGAGUUCAUUGGCAUGUGAAAUCUAAUUAUAUAGAUUACUGGAAAGUGAAGGUGACGGUGUCGAACUACAACUUUGCUUCCAAGUUCUCUAACUGGAACUUGGUAAUUCAGCACCCCGCUUUCGGCCAGCGUACUCUGUCUCACAGCUUCAACUCUACCGGACUUGCUACCGUGGGGAACAUGGAUGAGGCAGCCAUUUUUUGGGGUCUAGAGUACUACAACAAGGAGCUUCUGCAGGCUGGCGACAAGGAACCUGGCUCGGUCAUGACAGAGAUGGUGAUGCAUAAGGAUCCUGAGUCAUUCACAUUGAGGAAUGGCUGGGCUUUCCCUCGAAGAGUCUACUUUAAUGCAGAAAUCUGUGAAAUGCCAAUGCCAGAUGACUUUCCAAGACUGCCAAACACUAGUUCCCGUCCCUCAAAUGCUUGCUAUCUUAUCUUCAUUCUAUCCUUCUUGAUUCUUCUCUUCCAUUAGAAAUUUUAAAGCUGGCUUUGUAUUAAUAAAAGAACUGCAUGUUUAGAUGUCUUAAACGUUGUUAACCUACAAUAAAAAAUGUAUCUCUACAUGCAUGCAUGCAUGCAUGCAAUAAUAUCUCAUCUUUGUACUGCUAACCUUUUAUCAAUUUGAAUAAGAAGUUA
This is a messenger RNA of Elaeis guineensis (African oil palm), 1521 nucleotides long. Its product is annotated as COBRA-like protein 1. Lineage: Eukaryota; Viridiplantae; Streptophyta; Magnoliopsida; Arecales; Arecaceae. The record is from RefSeq and is a predicted model, not a curated record. Gene Ontology annotation, biological process: plant-type cell wall cellulose biosynthetic process; cellulose microfibril organization. Gene Ontology annotation, cellular component: plasma membrane.